This is a messenger RNA of Macrosteles quadrilineatus (aster leafhopper), 2586 nucleotides long. RefSeq lists its product as uncharacterized. The record is from RefSeq and is a predicted model, not a curated record. NCBI's taxonomy places the organism in Eukaryota, Metazoa, Arthropoda, Insecta, Hemiptera, Cicadellidae. The coding region runs from base 63 to 2297 and encodes 744 amino acids. Gene Ontology annotation, molecular function: protein binding. The transcript is spliced from 8 exons.
AAUCCUGUAAUUUAAUCUCAGCACAUAAACACAUUCGUUGGAUUGGUUGGAAGAUCUACUACAUGUUUAUAAUGGCGGAUGAUGAUGAACAAUUGAUAUCAGAAGAGGGCAAUGGUGAGAACUCAGAUGAUGAUGAAGUCUUCAACAUAGAUGCUAAGAUAAAAAGUGUUAGUCUACAUAGUGACAGCAUCAAUAUUCCUUCUUGGGUACAAAAUAUUGAUUGUCCUUUCAAAUGGCUACAAGUGCGAUUUUCAGAUGUUUCUUCAAAAGAUGUCAUUAACAAAGUGAGGGAAAAAACCGACCUGGAGCCAGGUUCAAACGAUACAUUCCCAUUGGAAAAAUUUGUAAGCAUGCUUACUCUGGUGUUUGAACUGAGUUCCAUCGGAGAGCACAUUUCUGCAUGGAGGGAAUUUAAAUUGUGCGAAGAGUUAUUAGAGCAAGAAAGAAACAAAGAUGGAAAAACUUAUAGCAUGGUGCAAGAAGCUCUGAUCCACGUUCUCCUGUCUACAAAAGUACAUUUGCUGCUUCGAAGUGAUUGUCCAGUUGAAGCUAGACAGGUUGUGCAAGACUUGCAAAUGGUGAAGGAUAUGUCUGUUGAGGGGUUGGCAGCGUUGCAAGGUUUGAAGGCUUGGUUCUUCCAUCACUAUCGUGGUGAAGGAGCACGACUAGCACUGCAGUGUGCUCGUCAAGCUCUUGCUCUCAUUCCCAACUCACCCCUUUGGAUGAUCCUCACUUCUCAGUCUUUGAGACGUGUCCGUAAACUCCAAUCCUCCCUGGAAGAAGUAUCAUCAGAGGAAGUGGAGUUGUUAGAGGGAGCUGUAGAACAGGAACGUUCUCCUCGGCAUUUGUUGUUGCUCGCUCAAGCAUACCGCGAGGCUGGGGAAUGCAAGUUCCAAAAACAUCGCAAUGAUCAAGACUUCUACCACAGCCAAACCUUCCAUGAAAUUAGUGAGAUUCAACAAAAGUCCUUUGAUCUGUACAAAGAGGCGAUUUCACUGCGGCCAGACUCAGAAGUAGUGAACAGACUUUGUGGUUAUGGUCUUCUGAAGCUCCCGGCCUUUAAGUCCGACUACCGUUUGGCAGAGUAUUGCCUCCAGAGGGCUUUGGAACAAGACCCUAGAAAUUCUACUACCAUUCAUGCCCUGGGCCUUCACUACUACAAGAGCCUUAUGGAUUAUGAAAAAGCAGCCUUAUAUUGUGAAAAAGCUGGAAAAUUGGGCAACUUUCCUGCCUCAUUGGACAUGUUGAGAAUGAAACGGCUUGUGUAUGGAAGUAACUACGAUCCUGUGUUUGACUUCCAAAAGCUAUUACAUCAAUACGGAGAUGACCACAUGAAACGACAUGAGAUUCUUUGUCAAAUGGGUUCCUACUACCUCUUCUUUGAAAGGAAUCUUGAAAAGGCUUUGAAAUAUUUUGAAACACUAGUCAAAGAGAAUGCAGAGCUUUCUAUUAUGACGUCACAUAAAUGCACCUUUUUAAACAUGGCCUGCAAAAUAAACAUGUUUCAAUUCAUUGUGAAUGAAGGACUACAUCUCCUGCAGGAAAACAAAGAGAGAGUUUUGGGAACUGAGGAAAAAAAUAUCCAAGAUCUUCAAAAGUUUUUAGAUGAUCUGAAGCUCACAAAACCUGAACUUUUUGAAGUUCCUAUUAAUGUUAAUUUAAUUGACGACUUACAUAAAGUAUCAGAUGAGAUUAAACAGACUUAUGCUCGGAAGAAAGAACGCAGGCAUAGUACUAAGGAAAAAUGGAGAGAGUCCGUCAGCGAAUGGGGAAGUAGCCUUGACAGCAAUGCUCAACAAACAAGCUUGCGACGUCAAAGUGACGGCAAUUUAAACUUCAGGAGGAGAAGUUCAGGGAAUGUGGAAGUAUUUCAAAAUAGAUCAUCAAAGAAACCAAACCGUGCAAAUAAUAAACAAUCUAUUGAAAUAAGUACUUUUGAAGGCAUAAUCAAACAAAGAAGUGGUUCUCGUGAAUUAGACGACAGCAACAUCGCUUUAAAUAGCAAUAUAUUUAGGCAUGGAAGUUCUGAAGCCAAAAUUGAUUUAGGACCAAAUUUGGCGUUAAAAAGUCUUCACCAAAGAAAAAAGUCCUUUGUUACUGAGAGUUUGAGAGUUUUUUCUCAAGACGAAGCGCAGAAACCUCAUGAAAGUGUCAAGAUGGAUGAAUUUGGUUGGUCAAAUGAAUCUCAAAACAGAACACCAAGAGGAGGAAGUGGAAGACCUUAUUAUAAACGGUAUCUGUCUUGGAGUGGGAGUACAGUUCAAUAUAAUCAGACAAACUGGCGCAUUAAAGAUUAAUUUAUGUACAGUAGUCCUCCAACUAUUGGAAUUGCUUACAUAAAGAAUUAAAAAAGUAAGAACAGUACCUAAUAAGAAUCGAUAUUAACAUCGAUAUUACAUCUCCUGCGGUCUUGUAGACAUCACCAUGGUCUCCCGCAGUAUUAUCCUUAUGUGGUACAAUUGAUUCGGAUAAUUGGAGAUCUACCUUAGUUAAAGAGUAUUUUGUGUCUGCUCUCUCAUUGAAAGGUUUAUGAGUCUGCUAUUGUAUUUCUGAAUAUCAUGUAGAAUAAACUCUUUGAAUCAUUUU